AUGGCGACUUUCGAUAUCCCAAAGACCCACAAGGCGCUUGUAUAUGACAAGCCGGGGGAACUCUCUACCAAGGUUGUAGAGCUCGAGACCCCAGAACCGAAAGCGGGUGAAGUGCUGGUCAAAAUUACUCAUUCUGGAGUAUGCCAUUCGGACUUGAGUUUAAUGUUGAAUUCGUGGAAAUUCUUGCCUGAACCCGUUAAGGCUGGGCAGGUUGGUGGCCAUGAGGGAGUCGGAGUUAUCGUUAAACGGGGUCCUUCCUGCGAGCAUGCCGAAGUCAACGUGGGGGACCGCGUAGGCAUAAAAUGGAUUGCUUCCGCUUGUGGCAACUGUGCGCCCUGUAUGGCUGGCGCAGAUGGAAUAUGUGAGAAACAAGAGGUUUCCGGAUACACCUGUCCCGGCACUUUUCAGGAAUAUGUUCUGGCUCCCGCUCACUAUGUUACCCCCAUCCCGGAUGGACUUGCUAGUGAUGCUGUGGCACCAUUAUUAUGCGGUGGUGUUACGGCAUACGCCGCUCUCAAGAAAACCCGUGCCCAGCCAGGAGACUGGGUUGUUGUUGCCGGGGCUGGCGGUGGCUUGGGGCAUCUGGCAUUGCAGUUUGGUAGCCGGGGAAUGGGAUUCAGGAUGAUAGCUUUAGAUAUGGGCUCCAAGGAAGCUCUGGCAAAGAGCUGUGGUGCGGAGGUAUUCAUUGACAUAUCCAAACACUCCUCCAAUGACGGAGGACGCGGAAUUACAGAGGAGAUCCUGGCAGCGACUGGUGGCCGCGGAGCUUCAGCCGCUGUCAUCUGCAGUGCCAGUAAUGCGGCAUAUGCUCAUGCGCUUGAAGGUUUGAAGUUUAAUGGCACGUUGGUUUGUGUGGGUGUGCCGACUGGGGAUUUGACUCCCAUCGCCACUGCUUAUCCACAUCUGAUGGUCUCGAAACAGCUGGCAAUCGUUGGCAGCACCGUGGGUAAUCGCAGAGACGCUAUCGAAACGCUCGAUAUGGCAAAGCGAGGAGUUGUCGGGACCCAUUUCCGGACUGAGAAGCUGGAAAAUGUUAACAGCGUCUUUCAAGAGAUGAAAGCCGGCACACUACAAGGCAGGGUAGUUGUUGACUUACAAAGCUGUCAUUAA
Molecule: messenger RNA, 1110 nt
Organism: Venustampulla echinocandica
Lineage: Eukaryota; Fungi; Ascomycota; Leotiomycetes; Helotiales; Pleuroascaceae
Product: Alcohol dehydrogenase superfamily, zinc-type
Exons: 3
Coding region: 1-1110 (369 amino acids)
Molecular function (GO): zinc ion binding; oxidoreductase activity
Source: RefSeq, a predicted model, not a curated record